Messenger RNA from Rhodofomes roseus, 1222 nucleotides. RefSeq lists its product as uncharacterized. The record is from RefSeq and is a predicted model, not a curated record. NCBI's taxonomy places the organism in Eukaryota, Fungi, Basidiomycota, Agaricomycetes, Polyporales, Fomitopsidaceae. Gene Ontology annotation, cellular component: mitochondrial inner membrane. Gene Ontology annotation, biological process: mitochondrial respiratory chain complex IV assembly. The transcript is spliced from 7 exons. The coding region runs from base 276 to 905 and encodes 209 amino acids.
CCUCAAAGCAGCCCAACGCCAAAGUACGCCCUGUCCGCCGGGGAAACCUAGUCUCCCGUAGGCAGACCUCAAAUACGACCGGGGAGGAGGGAGGGGGAAACUCGGGCUUGAAUACUCAUGCAAGCCGAGCGAUCCCGUAGCGGCAUGCAGGAGGAGCUCAUCAUGGCUGUCGUUCAUAUAUCCGCCAGGGAAGGUGCUCAGUUCUCUGCACUUCUACCCCCACUCUCAACCACACCCUCAAGAGCUUGGCCGAGCAAGAGCCUAAAUUCUAGACCAUGAAAAUUGUCGGGGAAGACGAGCGCAAGGCGCAGAUGCACGCGACCAUCAUCGGCGGCGCGAAGGGAUUCGCGGGCGGUCUGGCGUUCGCCCUGCCCACCUCCUACCUCCUCAACCGCCGCUGGGCGUACUACCGCCAGCUCCCGCCGUCCAUCAAGGCAUUCGGCGUCAUCCUCGUGGCCGUCCCCGCAUUCGCGAUCAACGCCGAACAUGCGGGGUUGCGCUACGAGAAAGAGCACUGGAGCGACGUGGGCGCGCAUGAGCUCGAUAUCCGAAAACAGCGCAAGCAGGAGCGCUGGGACAAGAUGGGCCCGGUGGAGAAGCUGGCGGACGUCGUGGGCAGACACGAAUAUGGCUUCAUUGGCGGCGCGUGGGCGGCGACCAUGGCAGGCUCAUUUGGCUGGAUUAUGCGGGACAAAUACCAGACGCUGCCACAAAAGAUCGUGCAAGCGCGUAUGUGGGCGCAGGGGCUGACCAUCGGUAUCCUGAUCGCGGCUGGCGCGCUGACCAACGCGCGGAGGCAGCAAUCUGUGGACGAGCACGGGUUGAGACACAUCGAACCUGACCACUCAUGGAGGGACAUUGUCGAACAAACAAGCAAGGCUGCUCUCGAACAAAAACGUACCUGAGGACACCUAUGAGGUAGCAUGGUUACUGUAUUCACGUACCCUGGGACAGCCGAGCGCAUGCCGAGUGGGAACGCCUGGUGCAGUUUCUAUGCAGGGCCCACUACAUCGCGGACACGCUGUAAAAUGUAUAGGUCAAGGAUCUCCGUACUUCAUUUCCUAGCACUAGGCCGAUGUGGGACUCGUUCACCCCCGAGUCUGCCGAGCCAAUUGCGAAGUUCAGUGUAGGCAUCGUUCCCGUGGAUCUCACGACGCCUGUUUUCUCUGUCGAGUCUCCAUCUCUUCGAAUCUCAUCGUUGUCCGCCGCGGUCCAGGCGUGU